AUGUCAACCGCAAAAGCUGACGUCGAGCUCAACGACUUCUCCAACAUCUUCCGCCUAGAUGGUAAAGUCGCCGUCGUCACCGGCGGUUCUCGUGGUCUAGGACUGCACGCCGCAUCUGGCCUCCUUCAAGCAGGCUGCUCCAAAGUAUUCAUAACCUCCCGCAAAGCCGCCGCGUGUCAAGAAGCCUGCGAUGCGCUGAACGCCCUUCCGAACAAACACCCCGACGCCAUUGCGAUCUCCGUCCCCGCCGACAGCUCCAAAGUCAGUGAAAUCGAACGCCUAGUCGCGGAGGUCUCCAAGCACACGGAUCAUGUUGACAUCCUCUUCGCGAACGCCGGCGCGACUUGGGGCGAGAAAUUUGAUACGCACCCGGACUCCGCCUUUGCGAAAGUCAUGGACUUGAACGUCAAGAGCGUGUUCCUGACAAUCCAGAAAUUCGCGCCCUUGCUGCAAGCACGUGCUACCGCCGAGGAUCCCAGCAGAGUCAUCGUCACUGGCUCAGUCGCGGGCCAGGGCAUCGGCACGUUAGGUCCGCAGAGCACGCCGGGCUACUCGGCCUCCAAGGCCGCGGUGCUGCAUCUGAUGCGCAAUCUGGCGAUUGAGCUUGCGCCGAGACAUAUUCUGUGUAAUGGGCUUGCGCCGGGGUUCUUCCCGAGUAAAAUGGCGAAUGGGCUCAUGGAAAUGACGGGAGGUGUGGAGAAGUUGGCGAAGGAGACGCCGAAUGGACGCUUAGGUCGGCCGGAGGAUAUUGCGGCUGCGGUGGUGUUUUUGUGCAGCAAGGGGGCGGGACAUGUGAAUGGGGAGACGGUGAGGUUGGAUGGGGGGAAAUUGUUGGAUCGGGCGAGGUUGUGA
Messenger RNA from Coniosporium apollinis CBS 100218, 852 nucleotides. RefSeq names its product gluconate 5-dehydrogenase. The transcript has 2 exons. The record is from RefSeq and is a predicted model, not a curated record. NCBI's taxonomy places the organism in Eukaryota, Fungi, Ascomycota, Dothideomycetes. Bases 1 to 852 code for a protein of 283 amino acids.